AUAUUUUGGGGUCAUCGAUAAGUUAGUUCCACCAUUCUCGUGAAAUCUCGUGUAAUUCGACAUUGGAGAUAGUCGAGUAUCCCACCACGUGUGGAAAAAGAUUGGUGAAAACGUAUCCCUGUGUGUCAGUUCUAGGUAGUGUAAGCUUAUCAUAUAGAGCUAAUCAUACAGAAUUACUGUUCAUGACGGUCAACUAAAAUGUCAAACCUUAGAACAAUCGUAACAAUUGCUGUGCCAGCUGUGACUGCUUUGCUGGGUCUACUGUGGUAUUUUGGGCGCAGAAAACAGCCAGCAGCUAGAAGAUUGACAGAUCCUCCAGAUAAGAAUAGACUGUCAUCACAGACAGAAAGCUCUGCUUCAGAUAAUGGCCAGAUAGCAGCCAAUGUUUCAAAAUCUGAGGCUUUAAACAGCCUCACUGGGAAUGGUGGCUCAAAUAUUCGUGAAAAUCCAGUAUCAAGUGGCAGUUUAGAAAGGACAGGUCGUGAUUGUCAUUCUAAUUGCAAAGGUGAUAAUAAUUCUUUUAAUACAGCUUCCGAGAACUUACAUGCUGAAUCGAGUAUGACUGGUUCUGGUGAUGCAACAUGUGUUGAAGCUGCACCUGUAGAAGAUUUGAUUCAUGAGACAGUAGUGAAAUCAUCUUUCACAGAAUCUUGUAGUUCAGACAGAACAUUCAAUGAAAACUUUCUUGAUGAUUCCAAAGUUUCAGAGUCUGCCAAAACCCCAUUGCAACUAAUUGAAGAAUCCAUUAUUACACCAAUUGAAGUUGAAAAUGUUCUAGCUGCUCCAGAGUUCUCUAGUCCCAAACCAGAACAAACUCAUACAGCUGAUAUGUCUCAAGAAAUCACUGACAAAAUUGACACAGAAAGUUUAUCCCUUAACACUCCAACUAAUGUGUCUGACAAUUGUGUUUUAAAUGAAAAUAAAAUGGAAAAUAGUGAGAAUGAAGUGAAGGAUUUGAACAUUACAGCAGAAUCUGGUAGUGAACCUGAAGAUCAAACAGUUCAACAAACUGAACCAUUAACACGAUCAUGGCAUGAAGACAUACCAGAAAAUAUGACAGAUCUCAAUGAAAAUUUAUCACUAAACUCACCUCCAGAAAUUGACCAUUGUGAACAAAAUAUUCCUGUAAGUUCAAACAGCAACAGCAGUACAAUUCAUGAGGCUGAAAGUUCAAUGAAAAUUGAGAGAACUGAAAGUGAUCAGCUCCAUGCUUCUGAUAAUAUAGACUCAAAAAUUGAGAACCAGUCGAAUCAGUUGCUGUCCAGUCCAAGUUCCCGGACUGGUUUACAAACCGAAAAAACAUCUGAAAACAACCAUUCUGAUUCUUCAUCAAACUGUGAUAAUCUUAGUGAGGCCUCCAAUGACAGCGGUAAAGGUGGAAGUGUUCAAGAGAAUACGGGCACAUCGCCCCCUGAUGAGGACCGCUUAUUUGAAUUCAACAUACCAUCGGAUCUUUGUGGACUGUUUAUAGGUACACGUGGAAAAACAAUCAAGAUGAUUAGUCAGCAGUCUGGAACAAAGAUACGGUUACAGAAUAACCCGUAUACUCGAGAUUAUCAGAUUUGUGUCAUAGAAGGUUCCCAGAGUGCCAUUGAUACUGCUUGUAAUAUCAUAAAGAGGAAGUUUCCUGCCAUUAAGUACCCAGGUAUGGAUAUGACACCAGCUGCCAACCCAGUUAUCAUGCCGGAAAUCAUGCAGCUAAGUUUGCCAGAAGGUGUAUCAGUGGACAUUGUUGUGUCCAGUAUAGUGGAUGCAGGUCGUAUAUUUGUGCAGCAGCCGACACAUCCUACAUACCCAUCCCUGGACAGACUUAAUACAUUCAUGAGUCAAUGUUACAUGCAAGAAGGGGCUGUACCUGAUAUUCCGCGCCCAAUUGAGGCUGGAGUGAUUUGUGCGGCACCAAUGUUGAAUGGCUGGUAUAGAGCUCAGAUUAUGGCAUCACACGAGGAUUCUGAUGAAUGUGAUGUGAAGUAUGUUGACUAUGGUGGUUACAGUCGUGUAUCAAGCAUGUUGUUGAAACAGAUACGAAGUGACUUCAUGACACUACCAUUUGAGGCUAUAGAGUGCUAUCUAGCUAACAUAACUCCUCUCGAUAAUGAGCAGUAUUUCAGUACAGAGGCUGCAGUGGUGCUCGAGGAACUUACUCAAGGGAAAUUACUCCAGGGGCAAGUUGUUGGGCGUGCAGAGGAUGGAAUACCAUACAUUCAUGUGUACCAGAUCUUAGGAGCUAAUUCUGCUGUCUUGGUCAAUAGAGAAAUGGUAAACAGAGGAGUGGUCAGAUGGGUAGAAUUGAUGGAAUGAACUGUGCUGUUGUUACAAAAAAACCAGGAAUUCAUUGACUGAACAAGGCUGUAUCAUUAAAUUAUUCAUCAAACCAAGAACGUUCUUUUGUUAAUGUGAAAAGUUAAUUAUUUGGAACUAGAAGAGAUUUAUUGGUGUGAUUUAAAGGGAUAUUCAGGUAGAACAUAAAUCCUUCUAAUUAUAAUAGUAAGGGUAUAUCUCACAUUAUAUUGACAUAAAUACGAGUAAUUAAACAAGAUGGAUUUAUUUCUUACUUUGAUAACAUGCAUGAUUUUGUUAACUCAACCUGUGUAUACAAGGUAAGGGUUUCACCUGAAAAUUACUACAAAAUGUGACAUUCUGUUUUUCCCAUAUAAAGUUAUUGUUAGAACGAACAGAGUAAGAUAUCAAUAUUUAAACGUUUGAUCAUCAUGGAGAGUUUGUUACAUGUCUUUGUGAAUUCACAGUAUGAUGAUUAAAGUAUUUCAUGAAAAAAAUCCUGAAUAUCCUUUAAUUAUGAAACAUAAAUGUACUCCAUUUAUCUAUAUGUCCUUUUAGAAAUGAGUCACUGAACAAGACUGUUCCACCAUCAUUAGAAGACAAAGGAAAUGUGACACGUCUAUAUACUAGUUGUAUAUCAGCUACCAUUUUACCUCUGUUGUAUUCUUCAGUUAGUGUUGUACAUCUUAGUUUGAAUUUAACUGUUAAUAUAAAUUGUGGUGUUCUCAUCCAUAUCCAGAGAUAUGAGGGAAACAAAAAUAAAGCUUUUAGAAUUAACAUUUGAGCCAAACUGAUGUUUUAAAUUGUUCUCUGUAGAUUUUCUUAUAUUGGGAUAAACUUCCUAAUCAAGUUUAAAUUUAGCUGAAAUUUAAAUUAGUGUUGAAUACAGAAUUACUUGAUAUUUGUAAAUGGGAUAUGUCAGUUUAUUAUCAGAUUGCUAUUUGGAAAUCUACUCACAAAAUGGCUUGUUGUUCCUGUAUUUUUUUAACAUAAAAGAAGCUAAAUAUACCAUAACGCUGUCAUUGAACCCUUUCCAAAUUUUAUUUCUUUUAACAUUGGAUUUCUAAAAGAAGUUUAAAUUUACCAUAAAGCUGUAUAUAUUUCCACAAAAUGAUAUGGUUGUUUUAAAUCAUGAAAGUUGUGAAUAUAUGUCAGAUUAAAUAUGUUUGUUGAUUUUAUGGAAAACAGAAGUUGAUCCAAAAAUUAAUGUCACUGGGGCUAUAAAAAUGUGUAUCAUGAAAAACAUAAAAAAAAAAACCUUGAGUACCUCGAUUUAUUUGCAGUACUGUCUGAAAAUAACAUAAAAACAUACUGCAUACUCCAGAUAUAGUAUUUUUAAGGACUGGUCCUCACUUAAGGCUUUUGGUCUAGAAUUUCCUUAUAUAUAACUGUUGGAAGACGACAUUCCAGGCUUUUGAAAGUAGAUUUUCAGGCUUCUCACUUUUAAACUGAAUCCAGGUCGGAUACAUAUUAAGAUAUUGAUCGUUAUUAAAAGCUUGUACCACA
Molecule: messenger RNA, 3786 nt
Organism: Mercenaria mercenaria
Lineage: Eukaryota; Metazoa; Mollusca; Bivalvia; Venerida; Veneridae
Product: A-kinase anchor protein 1, mitochondrial-like
Exons: 8
Coding region: 199-2301 (700 amino acids)
Molecular function (GO): RNA binding
Source: RefSeq, a predicted model, not a curated record